Messenger RNA from Penicillium expansum, 1815 nucleotides. RefSeq lists its product as uncharacterized. Gene Ontology annotation, molecular function: protein heterodimerization activity. Lineage: Eukaryota; Fungi; Ascomycota; Eurotiomycetes; Eurotiales; Aspergillaceae. The record is from RefSeq and is a predicted model, not a curated record. The transcript has 7 exons. Bases 1 to 1815 code for a protein of 604 amino acids. Gene Ontology annotation, biological process: mitotic cell cycle; chromosome segregation; kinetochore assembly. Gene Ontology annotation, cellular component: kinetochore; nucleoplasm.
AUGGCAGCAGCUCAGAAACUUUACCCACGAGGAACAGUCAAGCGCAUUGUCAAAGCCCACUCCAAUCGGAGUGUGAGCAAGAAUGCCGACAUCCUGAUCUUUUUAGACUACAUGUUGUUCAUGCAAGAGUUAAUGCGCGAGGCAUCGAUUCAAUCGCGCAAGUCUGGAGAGAAGAAUAUCUCAGCGAAUACCGUGCGCAAAGUUACCGAGGUGCGUUUGAAGUCGAUCUACGAGCUUCCCCAGAAGACUCGUGAGAACCAACAGCUGACAAAGUCUGCCCCAAAGCCAGUGGGCCACACCGACCAAGAAAGGGUUCCCGACCCGCAUGUUGAUUCUUCCUUCAUAACACCCAUCUUUGCUUCAACGUUAUCACGUUUAAUUCUUCAUUCCACUCCUGUACAAGCUUUUCGGAAAUAUUUUAAUAUCUGUGUUACCCACAUUCCCAUCAUGCCUUCCGCUUCCGCUACCCAGAAGCUCAAGGAGGAGAAGGGCUCCCGAGCUUCAAGCGUCUCCAAGGAUCCUGAGAGUCCUAGCUCUGAUCUUCAAGAAAGUAGCUAUCUCAAGGAGCUGCAGAAGACACUUCGCAAUGCCGUGAAGAAGUUGAACUCCUUUGCCAAAGUCGACGCCAUCAUCGCCGAAAACCCCAACAAGUCGCUUGAUGAACUGAUUGAGGAGAAGAAAAUCAACAACGACCAAAAGGCCCAGGUCCUUAAGAAGCCUACUAUUCAGGCUAUCAUUGCCCAGGCUGAGGAGCAGAUUGGUCACUACAAGCAAUUCGCUGCCCAAUACGAGGACCGUCUGGUUGCCCAGAAGGCUGAGCUUGUCAAGGCGCAUGAGGCAGAGCUCGAAGCUGUCCGUAAUAAUGCCAUUGCCGAUGCAACUGAGGCUUCCAAGAAAGCACUACACCAGCAGUUUUAUACCGUGACUAAAUUCUUGUGCGCUGCGGCCAUCCUUCGACGUGACGGUGAUGCCGUCACCACUGAGAGCCGGGCUUUCGAGGGUGUUCUGUUCGAGGUGUAUGCUGGCAACCAGUCUGCAGUCAAUUCGCUGCUGAAGAUUGCUGAGGGUGCCGAUGAGAAGGUCAAUGCUGUUGAGGGGACCACUCUUGAUUUUACCUAUGGCGACGUGAAGCAAGCAUCUGACAAGUUCGCUCCUCCCGAAGAGACUACCGAGGUUGCAUCAGAGGCAACCCCCACAACCGACCCUACGACCGACCCUACCGUGGCCAACGCUGGACUGACCGAGCUCCAAGAUACCUCUUUCGGCACUCAGGCUGAGCCCGCAGCUUCCCAAGUUGAUCAGCUGGCCCCUCCUGCGCAGACUCUGGUUUCUGAUGCUGGAAACUCUAUUGCGGAGCAAACCUGGGCUCCUACUUCCGAUGAGAGCAGCGAAUGGGUCAAGCUUCCUCGCAACCCUGAUGAGACCGACACUGGCCUCCAGGCUACUCCCGCUAGUGCUGAUGCGGGCUUGAACAAUGGUUCCGUUGGCGCUGAUAUUUCGACUCAGGGCGAGAAUGGUGCCAAGACUGGUGGACGCCGCCGCCACGGACAGCGUGGUGGCCGCGGCCGAAAUGACGCUAAGCGUGCUGGUGAGGGCCGUGGUGGUGAGGGCCGUGGUGAAGGUCGUGCUGGUGAAGGUCGUGCUGGUGAAGGCCGUGGUGGUGAAGGCCGCGCUGGCGAAGGUCGCGCUGGCGAGGGCCGUGUCGGUGAGGGCCGUGGACGCGGUGGACGACGUGGCGGUCGUGGCGGACGUGGUCGAGGCAGCGCAAGCGGCCCUGCCUCUGGCUCGGCGGAAGCCCCUGCUUCCAGCGAGUAA